Scleropages formosus (Asian bonytongue) is the source of this 2359-nucleotide messenger RNA. RefSeq names its product brain-enriched guanylate kinase-associated protein-like. The transcript has 6 exons. Gene Ontology annotation, cellular component: synapse. The coding region runs from base 47 to 2359 and encodes 770 amino acids. NCBI's taxonomy places the organism in Eukaryota, Metazoa, Chordata, Actinopteri, Osteoglossiformes, Osteoglossidae. The record is from RefSeq and is a predicted model, not a curated record.
GCUCUCUUUUGACUCACGACUGCAGCCACCAGAUGGUCCUCGCAAAAUGAUCAUUGCAUUCAGAUCCAUCACCGUCUCCGUUUGGCACCACACACUUGAUCUGAGUGAACAUAUGAAUUCCUAUUGCGUAAUCCAAGCUUCGUGCAUAAUGCAUGAGAAGGAGAGGAGUGUGAGGAUCCUGUCUCACGUGUCUCUCUCUCUCUCGCUAAAGCAGAGCCCAGCUCAGAGCAGACACUUGCGGUGCCGUCUCCCGAAAGCCAAAACUCAACAGAUCAGGUCACCUGUUACUCUCUCCCUCCUCCCCCCCUUCUGUCGCUUGGAGUGGCGGGAGAGCCUGGUCACUCAUGGAAACCCAUGGGCCCUGGGGUGUCGUGGUCUCCUGCAGCGUGCUGCGGUUUCCUUCUCCCGCUUCAUCUGUCAGUUGUGCUCCCUGACUCAGAGCCGAUGCAGAUGUAGGUGUGUUCGCAGCCGGCGUGUGACGUGCUCCUCGAAGCUGGAUCGCCGAGCCUCUGGGGGAAACCUUCUCAUCCGUUCAUUUUGUUUCCUUUCAUUCCUUCAGGCCUGUGACAAUGAGACGCACAACAUAAGUUUCCUGCAGGAGCAGAAGGAAGACCUGCGCAAGCGGCUGUCCUACACCACACACAAGCUGGAGCGGCUGGAGACAGAGUUUGAUUCUACCAGGCAGUACCUGGAGACUGAGCUGCGGCGAGCUCAGGAGGAGCUGGAGAAGUUCAUCGAUAAAUUACGCCGCAUACAAAGUAGCUAUGCCGCACUGCAGAGGAUCAACCAGGACCUGGAAGACAAGAUCCAAAGGACGUCUCAACACCAUGAUGAGGAGAAAAGAGCCCUCAGCAGAGAAAUCAUUGUCCUCAACAACCACCUCAUAGAAGCCAAAAUGACCAUCCAAAAACUCCGUGAGGACAAUGACCUGUACAGGAAGGACUGUAACCUGGCCGCCCAGCUUCUCCAAUGUAACAAGUCCCACUACCGAGCCCACGAACUGUCCGAGCUACCGCCUGAGUUCCAGGAGCGGGUGAGUUUGCACAUGGAGACCACACCUCGCUGCCACACUCCUUUCUCCGACUCUGUACCCACCUCGGUCAUUGCCAAAGUGCUCGAGAAGCCAGAACCUGGGAGUAGUCUGGCCUCCCGCUCCGCAAGCCCAAUGCCUCGAGACCCCGACUUUCUCCACAGCAGCCCAGGCAGUAGUGAGCACCUCCACUUGCGCAUGGCGUACAGGUCAGACAUGUACAGCAGCGAUACAGCACUCUACUGCCCCGAUGAAAGGCACCAUGAACGACGCCAGAGUGUGGACUUGCAUGGGCAGGAACCUAAUCCAUUUCAAGCCCAGAACUCCACUGACAGCAAUCCUGAGGAGGAUGGUCUCCACUCAAGCUUCUCUCAGGAGCAGUUUCUGGAGUUUGCGGGUUCGUUACCACCUUCCAGCUCCUACUCCAGCUUCAGUGGGGCUUCAGAUGAGAAGACUCACCCCCCCAGUAGCAACCUGUCCUCGCCCCAACAAGCUCUGUACAUGGACUGGCGGGAUGGCAACUAUGAGCACAAGAGCACUUCUCCUUUUGAAAAGGAAAGCCCUGGGUUCCCCAAGUCUCACAGUUUCCAGCAGAUGGCACAUGGCUAUCAGAAUGGCAACUCCCCUGUGCAUUCGCAAAGCUCACCUGUGCAUAUGCGGGCUGCAUCCACCUGCUUUGGUGAGCCCUUCCCGCCACGUCGCUUCCCAUCCUCUUACAGCGUGGGCUCCUACAAGCUGUAUGAGGAUGGUGGAUCACCGAAGAGGAGCGCAGUGCAUGUCCCUAUAGACGAAUUGAGUGGACGCUGGCGGCAGCUGAGUGUAGAAGACCUCAAUGCCUACUCUUACCCUAGCCCUGGACGAGUUUCACCCUACAGCUUCUCAGAGCAGCACUAUGCGGUAAGACCUGGGAAGGUCAAGCUGGGCCCCCUCUAUAGCAGUUUGCAGGAGAGUGGCAACAUCUACAGCAGUGUCCCAGACCCUGACCUGGGGGCCUCCAGUCCAAGCCCUGAACACGACUCUGCUCUCCCACAACAGGAGCAUGUGUAUCGAGUCAAAGAGGACAACCUCUUCCACUCAGGAAGUACCAAGGACAAGGAGAGCAUGGCUGGAAGCAUGAAGGAAUACGUGGAUAUCAGUCCCAACAGCUCCACUGAAUCGCUAAACCAAAGGUCUCUGGAGGUGGCUGAAAUGCAGCACUACCAGAUGGAAAGGCAGAGCCCAUCUCUUGCGGGCAAGGCUGUGUCACAGUAUCAGCAGUUUGGGACCAUGGGACUCUCCAGAAAGGACAGCCUGACCAAGGCACAACUCUAUGGCACAUUGCUAAACUAG